Messenger RNA from Colletotrichum paranaense, 1233 nucleotides. RefSeq lists its product as uncharacterized. The coding region runs from base 1 to 1233 and encodes 410 amino acids. The transcript is spliced from 3 exons. Lineage: Eukaryota; Fungi; Ascomycota; Sordariomycetes; Glomerellales; Glomerellaceae. The record is from RefSeq and is a predicted model, not a curated record.
AUGGCAUCUACUCCAGAGACUCCCGGCUCUCCUCAAAGCCCUAGCACUAUCCGCACUCCCAAACGAAAAUCCAUCAUUGGAUAUUUCGGGGACAUGAGCUUGGGUGAAGAUGAGAAGGGUGGCUCUUCGCUUGAACCUGAAUCUCCGACGAAGAAGUCUAGAUCUGAAGCUAUACGUUCUCUUCAAGUUCUUCGAUCGUCAACAUCAAGCUCAAGCGUCAAGAAGUCGUUGCUUCGUGGGACAUUUCGAUACAGCUGGCCGCCUACCAUUAGAGGCAAUCAAACCUUGAAGUCAAGCAGCUCAUCCUCUCAGCCGAAAAAUCCAAAACUUACUCUGAGAAUGAGUGAUCUUUACCGUGUUUAUGGAGACAAUUGGGCUAUGGACCCCAAGGUUGAAGACCAACCUGUCGACGUUUCUGAGCAUUUCUUGGUUGUUACCAGAAUCAUGGACGAGGUGAAAGAGAUCUUGGGGAAAGCAAAGAAUGGAGGAGACGACAUCGCGAGUUUUCUCCUGCAGCAGAUGGCAGAGGCGGUUUACUCCUCCAAUGUAAAGUCCAGAAAGGGCUUGGGCCUUGAUAUCACCAUGAAACUUUGCAUGAUGAUAUUCGAAGGCAACGCAGGCGUGGAAUACACCGAGCGAACAGAAGAGUACCAGGUUCGGCUUGAAGCACUAGUACGGAAAGACGUACCUCCUGGCGAGCACCAGGUACUUCGAAGCCGGAGGGAGAUUGUUCAGCAUGCUGCUGCAUUUCAACAUAUCAUCAACCAGUUCGUCCGUGAAGGAAAGCCAAUGACCGAGCAACUGAUCAAAGACACACACGCUAUACUCGUCAAAGGUGUUAGUGGCGAAAAUGCCGGCAUACUCAGUAGCAGAGAUUUUGGUGGUUUCUACCGCACCGAAGACGUUUUCGUGGGCACUACCAGAUUUAUCCGCCCGAAUAAGAUCUCCGAAGCCAUGAACUCGAUGAUCUUGAACCUUCAACAGCACUUGAUAGCGUCUGAAAGAUCACAAUCGCUCGAUCCCUUUGCGACAGCUGCACAGUAUUGCGAUCGGUUCGUCAAUAUUCAUCCAUUCGAGAUGGUAACGGGCGCAUGUGCCGGCUCAUUCUCAACGCAAUCCUCAUCAAAUACGCUAGAAUCGUUGUUAAUGUUGGAGAGCAUGGGCAAGAGAGAGACGAGUACAUUCAGACAGCUCGUGAAAGCAGAGAAGUUGGUGGUCAUGGUGGUGCUUUAG